AUGGAGUUGGGAAAGGCAAAACUUCUAAGAACUGGCCUUAAUGCCUUGUAUCAGGCCAUACAUCCUGUGCAUGGAAUUGCCUGGACAGAUGGGAAGCAAGUGGUACUGACUGCUUUACAUUUUCAUCAUGGAGAACUCAAGUUUGGUGACUCGAGUGUAAUUGGUCAGUUUGAACAUGUUCAUGGACUUUACUGGGGCUCAUGUUGUGCUGCAGACACACCAGCUCUGCUUGCUGUUCAGCAUAAAAAACAUGUCACUGUUUGGCAGCUGAGCUAUAACAUUUUGGAAAAGAAAAAGCUCCUGGUUUCUCAGACUUGUGAAAUGGGUGAGCCAUUCCCAAUGCUUCCCCAGGGCUGUGUGUGGCAUCCCAAGAAGGAUAUUUUGGCUGUGCUUACUAAACGGGACGCCUCAGUUUUACACGCUGUUCGUUCUGAUAAUUCCAGGGUUAAGGCGGAUAUCAAAAGCAGUGGUCUCAUCCACUGCGCUUGCUGGACUAAAGAUGGUAAUCGCUUAGUGGUUGCUAUAGGCAGUGCCCUUCAUUCCUACAUAUGGGAUGAUGCUCAGAAAGCUUUAAAUGCUUGCUUCUUUUGCCCAAUAUUUGAUGUGGGUGGUUAUAUCUGUGCUAUAGAAGCUACUUUAGAUUUCCAAAUUGCUGUAGCCACAGAGCUUCCGUUAGAUAAGAUCUGCGGCUUAAAUGCAGGCAUUACUUUUGAUGUGCCAUCUGGUACUGAAACCGGUUCUUUAACUUCACAGUCUACUCUGGCACUUGGGGAUGAGGAAUACUCCAUGGACCUAAGAAGAAAAUCAAUAGAUUCAGAAAAAUCAGUGGCUGUUGAUUCAGUAGCUUCUUCUUCAUCAGGUCCUGUGGAUUUGACCCAUAUCCUUGCAAACCAUCGGAGAUCUGAUCCCAGUCCUCUCAUUCCUCUGAGACGCAAGGACUAUGUCCCUGGAAACAAUCAAGACUCUUCAUACCUGAUCUUGGUGACUUUUGAGAGAAAGGUAACGACCACCCGAAAAGUCAGCAUCCCAGGCAUUCUGGUCCCUGAUAUAAUAGCUUUUGACCCUAGAGCUCAGAUUGUGGCAGUAGCUUCCAAUACUUGUAACAUUGUUUUGGUUUAUUCGGUAACCUCUUCCUGCAUGCCCAAUAUUCAACAAAUCCAAUUGGAGAAAAGUGAAAGACCGAAGGGUUUGUGCUUCUUGACAGAUAAACUCUUGUUGAUUUUGAUUGGAAAGCAGAAAUUCACUGACCCUGCUCUCAUUCCAUCUUCAAGUUCAGAAAGGUACAUUAUUCGUUUAAUGAUCAAAGAAUUAAUAUUUGAAGAAGAUUUUUCAGUGCCGUCGGAUGCCACCCAGAAUCUACUUUCUAAUUUUGAAUCCUCCAUAAAUACUCUUGGAAAACGGAAGUUCUUUGAAAAUCUUGCCAUGGAAGAUCAACCCUUGAGCAGGGAGCUGUUAAUACCAGGUAGUACUAUAAUUCAAUCCUCUAGUGGCAGGAGAAGGCUUAUAGAAGAAGUGAAGAGUCCCAGUUAUGAACGAAGCUCAUCAUCAAGUGUGAGUGACCUUGAUGAAAAAAGGGUCUCCGGUGACCCAUCCAUUGCUUUGGAAACGUUGGAUGCUGAGCCAAUUAAUCGGUCAGUGGCCCUCUUUGGACUUGGUACACCAACCAGGUUUUCCAACAGACCAGCUUCUCCUAAAGUGCAGCUGGAUGUGUUUCAAGAAAUUUCUGUUUCUCCUAAAAAUAACAACUUGCCAAGUGAAAAAGGAGCAAGUCACAUAUCCAGGAAUCUAGAAAGACUCUGUGGCAGCUUCACUGAGUUACAGCUGCACCUUUCUGAACUAACAGACUCCACUAAAAAUGGAAAGAGGUUAUCUCUAGCAUAUCCAUCUUUUCAGGAGCCACCUUUUGUCCAUAUCACUUAUCAGAAGUAUUUCUCAAAUGGAGCUGUUGCUGAAGAAACAAGAACUGUUCUCCUUUGUGAUGGCAAGAUCCACCUGAAUUUAGUCCAGCAGCUUUUUGAUCUACCCAUUAUUGAAAUGAAACAUGGUUCUUCUUGGAUUGUUCUCACUGCAGACAGCGAAGGCUUUGUUCCAUUAAUGUUCAAAGCAAAACAAGAGAUAAUCAUAAGGGAUGGAAGUGACAGUUCAGAAGUCUGUGGAAGUCACUCCUGCAAAAACAGCAUGUCUAUACAACCACCAAGCAGUGUGACAUAAUUUCAGGAUGAAGAAUGCGAAUGCCCUUCUGUUAUGAGACGAUAAAAAAAGACAUUCUGCAGUAUCAGAAACUGCAUGACUAGAAAACUGUCUCCCAUAUAUUCAGUGCGUUGAAACUGUAAUACAUGUGGCCCAGUUUCACAGUAGUUAGAUCCUAUCUGGGCUUCCAUGGUCCCUGCUGCAGAAUCAGCUCUAGAUUCAUGUCUAUUUCAUCUGACACUCAUAAGGCUUGUGGCAGGUUUUGAGCAGUGGGUGGGAAAGACUGUUUCUCUGUAGCUGGUACUUUAAUUCUGUUCAAGAUAUUCUUGGAGUGGCAAGUUAAAAUCGUGUGAUGAAAAUAAUGGAUAAAUAUCAAGAGUGGGUGGGGCAACUCAGCAGUAACAGGUACACCUUUUGUACUAAAAGCUGGUGUUACUGAAGGAAGUUUUUAAAGUUCAUUUCUGUUUAUUAACAUACACAGAAAGCUGUCACUUUUUUGGCUUGGCAACAGUUUGCUGCUCCAGUGGAUCCUAGGGAAACUUGCAGCAUUUUGGAGAAAUACAUGAUUUUUAUGUGAAGAUGCAUGACUGUUAAAAGAGCUAUAUCAGUGUCUCAUCUGCCAUGAGGAUUUGUAUAGCGGAACCUAGGAAAACAACUAUUUAGCAUGCAAUAAAGGAGGAAAAAAAAGGUAAAGCAAGGAUCGAAGACAUUCAAAGACACUACGU
Molecule: messenger RNA, 2915 nt
Organism: Chrysemys picta bellii (western painted turtle)
Lineage: Eukaryota; Metazoa; Chordata; Testudines; Emydidae
Gene: WDCP
Product: WD repeat and coiled coil containing
Molecular function (GO): kinase binding
Source: RefSeq, a predicted model, not a curated record